Molecule: messenger RNA, 2523 nt
Organism: Paramacrobiotus metropolitanus
Lineage: Eukaryota; Metazoa; Tardigrada; Eutardigrada; Parachela; Macrobiotidae
Product: potassium channel subfamily K member 13-like
Exons: 9
Coding region: 578-2014 (478 amino acids)
Biological process (GO): potassium ion transmembrane transport; stabilization of membrane potential
Cellular component (GO): membrane
Molecular function (GO): potassium ion leak channel activity
Source: RefSeq, a predicted model, not a curated record
UGGCCGCUAUUCAGCCGCUGACGCUCAAGUUAUUCUUUAAAUCGGGGAGAGAAGAAAACCGGCGUGCCGGCUAGCGCAGCCAACGAGGCGGGAAAAUAUCGUGUUUUUUGGUAGACAUCUGUCUUGUUCGGCCUUAUCAAUAUGCCUUUUACCCGGGUGGUGCCCAGUGUUUUCCCGUGAAAAACGCGGCCUCUUAGAGUGUCAUUGCGACCGGUCAUUUUUUGUCGUGCUUCCGGAAGUGCAUGCUUGGUUAGUGCGGAGUAACUACUGUGUUAACGUUCGCUGUGAUAGGAAAUUGCCGGAAUUAAGCUUAAUGAAUCAUUCACGAGCCUUCUACGCCGCGAAUGCAUGACCUCCAAUUUCAGGUGGCCGUAUUGCAAAUCUGCAAAUCCCCAGUGUCUGGUGGAACUUAUCCAAAUACAGAUCACGUGGUGCUGCCAACAUGGAUUAAAACUGCCGCUAUGGGAAUUCAACCUGGAUUAUGUCCAAUUGUGCGGAACACGGGCAGCCGCCGUUGCGCAUAAUGAAAAUAAUGUUAUGGAUUAAUUGGCGGAUUUAAGUGCAGCGCUGCGUUAUUAUGCCGGCACAUCCCAAAGUGUCCACUGUGGCACAGCCCGCGCGCAAUACGGCCACAUCGGCAUCGGUGCGUUAUCGGCCGCGGAUGACCACGCACCGGCAUGCGGGACUGUGGUGCGGAUGGAUGCCGUUGGGUGAGGCCAACACCCGCUUCCUCCUCUUGGUGAUAAUACUUGCAUUUUAUAUGGUAUUUGGAACGUUUUUGCUGUAUUAUUUGGAGCACGAUAGCGAUGUUGAGAGAACACAGUAUUAUGAAGACUUUUGGCGGAAUUUUACAUCAAAAUAUGGACAUAUUAUUAACGAGAGUGAUUUGAAUAUAUUAAUUAAGGGAAGCGGGAAUCACAUGUUGCCCAUGCAAUCGCGACCCAGACCGACUAUUUACCAAAUGUUUUAUUUGGCCUUCACUACCUGUGCAACAGUUGGAUUUGGACACGUGGUGCCGGAAACUGUUGCCGGUCGUGCUGUGAUCAUAAUCUACGGAUUAUUCGGUUGUUCAGCUGUGAUCUUGUUUUAUAAUUUAUUUCUGGAGAGGAUUAUUACCUUGUUGGCUCUUGUACUGCGGACAGUACACGAAUUCAAAAUGCGGAAAAAAUAUGCAAACGAGCAAUCAAAAAAUCCCCAAUCAGGGCGACGGAAUUCGACUAAUUCCCGGAGUUCCUCCAGUUCCCUGGAGAGCUGGAAGCCGUCGGUGUACUGGGUGAUGGUCUGCCUGUUCUGCCUGGUGACCGUCAUCACGCUUUUCAGCAGCUGGAUGUUCUCCAAAGUGGAAGGAUGGACAUACUUCGAGGCGUUCUACUAUUCCUUCAUAACGUAUGCGACGGUAGGAUUUGGUGACCUCGUCAGUGCUAACGUAUCGACAUACGGCGCCGCCGACAGUGUAUACCGGCUGGCUAACUUUGUCAUCAUGAUCGUCGGUAUCUCCAGUCUGUACAGCCUCUUCAACGUCAUCUCCAUCAUCAUCAAGCACGGCCUGAACUGGAUCAUUAAGAAGCUGGACCAGAAAUGCCAGUGUGCCUGCCAGUGCGACUGUCUGCCCUUCGCCAAAGUACAGACCGGCCGCCGCCGCAACGCCAUCAUCCCCAACGUCAUCCAGCAGCGUCGGCCCACCAUGGACACCGACCGGCGCUACUCCGAAGAGGUCAUCGACGUGCGGGAAUUUCUGCAGGCCACCAAGGUGUCGCUGGCGGUCAUGCAGAAGGAUUUAUUCGAAAGUGCGCAGCGCGGCCGUACCGGUUUCAUUGGCCAGCUGGCCACCCCGCGGGCACCGGCUACGAGUGACGCGGUGCCGUCGCCGCGCGAUACCAUUCAUCUGCGGAAUCUACACGCGCACUCGACGCAUCAUCAUCGCUCGCAUGAUCACCUGGACAAAGAUCCGGAUUUUACGCCUGGAAAUAUUGGACCGCUGGCGAUUGUGGAGCACACGUUGGGCGAUGAUUGAAAGUCGCCAAAUUUAGUUGGCGGGGAAUAUGGUCUGCGGUUGGUGUGUUGUUAUUGCUGGGAAAAAAUGUUCGCUGGGGGAAUAAUGGACCAAAUCACUGUAAUUAAUUUUCGAAUAUUGAUGGCAUAUUUUUUGAAAAUGGCGCUUCCUUUUUCGCAUGACUCUGCAUAAGUUUUUGCGCAAGAAUCAAUCAGCAAACGGGAAAAAUCGGAAAUUCCUUGCCGGGAGAGCAAGUCACAGCUAGUCGACUGGACACCAAUAUUCCUGGAACCCACCGGAAACCAGAAAGGUUGAAUAUUGUUUGAGCUUUGCUUGAAUUCGUUGCAGCACUUGUUGUUUCGGGGCGACUUUCUCUACUAAUCUAUGUGUACUAUAGAGUGUUACACCUUUUGUUGACAUUUCGUCUUCCGGUUACGUUAGUCGGAAAACCGUUAACCAUAGAUAUAUUCUGUGAUUAGACAGACAGCCGCAUGUUUGUGAGUGCCCUAGCUUCCGCAAUAAUUUGUCUU